This is a messenger RNA of Paramisgurnus dabryanus, 6756 nucleotides long. Lineage: Eukaryota; Metazoa; Chordata; Actinopteri; Cypriniformes; Cobitidae. The record is from RefSeq and is a predicted model, not a curated record.
GUAGUAGUAAGUUGGAAGAUCUGGAGCGAUCGCGACGAUAAGCCUCAUGCUGGAUUAAUGUGUUUUUAUCAGUAAAGUCACUUGACGUCGAUGGGAUAUAUUUUAUUGUACUGAUUUACGGAAACUCAGGUAAGUUGUUUUAAAAUGCCUUUGUUGGGGAAGAUUGUGGUGAUCAAGAGAAAUGGAGAAGACGGCACUGAAUUUCCACUCACAGCGUCAUGUCUUUUUGGGAGGAAGCUGAACUGUGACAUUCGCAUUCAGCUGCCACAGGUGUCCAAAGAGCAUUGCAGAAUUGAGCUGAAUGAAAAUAAAGAGCUCAUUUUGACAAAUUUGAGCUCUGUGAACCCCACACGUAUAAAUGGAGAAGCCCUAGAACAGUCUGAACUAUUGAAGAAUGGUGAUCUUAUCACAAUUAUUGAUCGUUCUUUUAGGUUUGAGUACCCGCCUCCAAAGACACCGAAGAAAAAGAGGCUGUCCACGACUGGAAAAGACAAAACACCCCAGCAGGAGAAAAGCACCCCUGUUCCUGUGGAGAAAAGGAAGUCGGAGCAUUCGAUCGACACCUGUUUAAAAGAUGGAACCAAUUUGCCUCAGCCUGUUGAGCAAACAGAGGGGACCGCAGAUGAUGAGAAACCUAAGAAGAACAGCAUGUCUCCAUUUGGUGAGCUUUGCCAAAUGGUCAAGCAGGACCUGGCUACUAAAUCACCAUGGAAGUCCGGAAUAGCGAAGACGCCUAUUGCAAGACCUCAAGUAAACCGUGAGGAGCUUGACGUUCCCACAGAUGUUAAAAGUGGUCCUGAACAGGUCACGACACCACCAGCCAAGAGGCGAAGAUCCUCAAAAGGCAGUUUCCAAGAUACGGCUGGAGCUGCUGUUCCUCAAAACUCUCUGGAUGCAAAUCUGGAGGAAAAAACUGCUGAAGAUAUCCCAUCGGUGGAGUCUAGCACCCCAUCAUCGUUGGAGAAAAGUGGAACUCCUGUAUCUCAGAAGAAGAGGACACCCUCAAAAACACCUGAGAAGUUCAGCGCUGGUGAAGUAGUCCAGCAAAUUCUUCUAGAGCCACAAACUGAGGAGAAAACAUCUAAAUCACCUAAAAGAAGGAGAAGCAGUUCAUCUCAGAAUCAGAGUAUUGCUCUCCAGAUGUUCUCGAGUCAGCCUCAGACUCCAGUAUCAGAGGAGAACACAGAUGUUAAAUCAUCACCCAGAACAUCCCCAAGAUCAAAUGCAGGCAAAAGGUUUCAAGUCCAAGAUGUUUUGCAGGAGAUGAAGAGCGUCACAUUUGCUUCUGAAGAAAAAGAUACCACUUCAGUAACCGAAAAGUGUGAGGGUAAUGAAUCACAAACUAAUGUAACCGUUUUGAAAUCAAAGAGAAAGCGGGUCUCCUUUGGAGGUCAGUUGAGUCCAGAGCUGUUCGACAAACGUCUGCCCCCCGAUUCCCCUCUUCGCCGUGGAGCCCAGACUCCAAGAAGAAGUCUGGGACCUUCUCAGAAACCCCAAUCUCUCCUACGAAGAGCAUCCACCAUUGGUCUUAUGGCUCUUCGACUUAAGGAAAUGGUUCCAGAGAGCUCCAAGCCUCAGCGUAGUCCUGCCAAGAAAGCUUCACCUAAACAGGCAGCAGCUGCCAAAAAGAGUCCAUCUCCUGCCAAGAGGUCGCCGGGUACUAAAGCUAAAACUCCGUCACCAAAACCUAGAAAGUCACCUUCUGGUACACCCAAGGCCUCUUCACCUUGCUCCACCCCUGCUACAACCAAGACACCUGCCUCUUCUAGAAGAGCUUCGACUUCAGCAAUCAACAAUGGGUCUGUACUCGAGACUCCAACUGUGCAGGGCAGAUUUUCAGUUUCCCGUAUUAGCACACCAUCACCUGUCCAGGAUCAGGUGGAUGAAAGUAAAGGAGAGCAGGCUGCUGUAGAAGACGCACCUCAGGUGUCUGGAACACCAAAAAUUCCAUUACGCAGGAAAAGCAUGAAAUCCGCGAGAAAAACUCCCAAGAGUGCGAUGAAAAGUGCACUUGAGGUCAUACGGUCAAGACGCAGUGGAGCAUCACGGGCCAAUCUUAAAGUGUUGAACUCUUGGGCUGAUAUUGUGAAGUUUGGUCAGACCAAACCUCCGACAGAAGUUACAACUACGAGAAAAACUACAAAGAGCACUGUGGCCAAGAAGACAACUGUACUUUCAAAGCCCAAGACCCCGGCACGGAGGCUGAAAGAUGUCGCCAGCACAGGGCAUGCCGCUUCUCCAGUCACCAUUGUUGUUGGCAAAGCCCAUUUAAGGACUAACCAGUCUGUUGGUGCUGCCCCUAAAAUUGUGUCUAACUUGGCACUGUUCAAGAAGGACAUGAAAAUGGAUGAGGACUUGACAGGUGUUGCAGACAUAUUUAAAACUCCAGCUAAACCUAUGGUUCCCAUUAAUAAUGCAUGCCCAGAGACCCCUGUGGAUGAGUUUUCUGUCAUGAAAACACCAGAAGAAUCAGGUGAGAUGAUAGUAUCGCCAUUGAGUGUGAAAUCCACCGCUAAGCUUGAACGCUACGACAAGGAAGCAGUAACCAGACUUCUUCUGGAUAACCAGGAUGGCAGUUUAUUAGGUGAAGACAGCCUUUCUCAAACUGCUGACAGCUCGCAUGACACAUCAGAACCAGAGGAAAUGCUCCCAAGUGAUGAGACGGAGGAAGAGCAGGGUGUUCCUGAGAAGGCAAUCAAAACCCCAAAACAGGCCGCACCACCAUCCUUGUGCCUCACUGGAGUCAAGCGCCUCAUGAAAACACCCAAACAGAAGGCCGAACCGAUUGAGGACCUAAGAGGAAAGCUGCUGAAGACCCCCAAAGCACCUAAACGUGCCCAGGAAGAGUGUCUGGAAGGAGUCAAGGAAGUCCUCAAGACUCCCAAACACAGAGGAGUUGCAGUAGAAGACAUGGUUGGAGUUAAACGAGUGAUGCAGACACCGAAAGUGAAAAGCAACCCUGUACUUUGUGCAGCGGGUCUUAAAAGGCUCAUGAAAACACCUCAGGAAAAGUCUGAGCAACACGAAGACCUCACUGGUGUGAAAGAACUGAUGCAAACACCUAAAUUAAUGAGAGAGCCAGUGGAGGAUAAGUUAGAGAUAGAAGAGAAGAGUAAUCUUGCUGAAGAAGAUCUGACCGGACUUGAACAAAUGAUGAAGACUCAAAACCACAAAGGACAAUCAUUGGAAGAUGAAAUUGGAGAAAAGAGUUUGUUGCAGACCCCCAAAGAGAAGGUGGAGCUUGUGGAAGACUUGACCGGAGUGAAGGAGUUGAUGAAGACUCCAAAGCACAAAGGUGAACCUGUGAAAAAUAAGUUUGGGAUCAGUAAACUGAUGAAGACCCCUCAACAGAAAGGGACACCGACAAAGGAGGACUUUACUGGCAUCAAGGAACUCGUUGAAGAACCUGAGAUCAGCUCUGCCUUAACGGCACAAAAUAAUGUGACUGAGUCUGUUGAGGUACAAGAACCGGUGACAUCUGUGGAGAAUGGCUCUGCUCUCGUACCAGCUGAAGACUUUGAUAUGGAAUGUGACAAAGAAAAUGUUUGCCCUGUUGAGCCAAUGGAGACUGAAGUUUUAAAAUCGGUGGAUGCACAGAGCACUGCUGCAGAAGUUGAUCCACAACUGAUGAAUGAAGCUGUGAUCCCCCAGAAAGACAAUUGUGACCAAAUCGAAGAGGAGCCAGUUUCAGUUCAAGUUACUGAUGUCUGUUUCUCUGAGGUAGAUGAAAACAACAAAGAGCAGUCUGAAGAAACUGUAUGUAUCUCUGAAAAUAGCAGUGUAGCUACUGAAACUGCCCCAUCUUCAUCCGCUGCUGAGCAAGAGGAGGAGGUCAUAAAAGCUUCAGUUGCCAGCAAAACCCAGCGUGGCAGUCGAGGGAGAGCAGCACAGAAGUCCAAAGCACCUGCAGCGCUGUCAUUAAUUGAUGAAAGUGGUCCACCUCCUUCUAGCCCUGGCAGAGGCCGGAGGGUAAAGAAGCUCAUUGAAGUUCCAGAGAUUGCUGCAAGCCCAGUCAGAAAAUCUGCCCGUGGGAAAGUCCCCAAGCGCUGCUUUGAGGAAGAAGAGGCGAAGAAUACUCAGGCUGUCCAAGCACCUGUAGACUCCAUGAAAAAUGAGAUCUCGGCCUCUCUACCUUCAGUUACUAAGACCAGAAGAGGAAGAAAAGCUCUAAAAGACGAAGCUGAAAUUGAACCUGCUGUUGAUGCACAGUGUUCUGAUGCAAAAGCAAAUGAAGAAGAGCCAAUCCAAGCCCCUGUUCCUAAAGCCGGCAGGAGGAGAAUGAAUAAUAAAAUGGAAAGCCAACCUUCAGAAGAGCAACAGCAAACAACUGAAAUUGUUUGUCAAGAAAAUUCUGUUGCACCAGAUGAUGUCCCUUUGCAGACUUCAGUAGCUCCUGAGGCUCCCAUUGCUGCAACAAGAACUAGAAAGGGAAGAACAACAAAGAAGGAAAGCUUAAAAGCCCCUGAGCCCACCCCAACUGUGGAAAGUGAUAUGACAAGCACUGAUGUUGUAGUAGCUGAGAAGCCACAAGCUUCCGUGGCAAAGUCAGGGCGAGGUAGAGCAUCUAAAAAAGAAACUGUCAAAGACAAAGUUAUGGAAGAGGAUCCUAAGGUUGAGGUCAAAGUUGACAGUCAAGAAGAUCCUGAGGCACCAGUGGUCAAGUCUGGCAGAGGACGAAGAGCAAAACAGCAGAAACCUGAAGAAGAUGAUAACCAGGCUCCUGUAGAGUCCAGCACACAUGUAGUUGUGACCGAGGAACCCGUAACCGAGGUGAAGUCUGUCAGAAGAGGUAGACAAGCAAAACAAAUAAAAGAAAGCGUUUCAAUUGAAGCUGAGGAGAACGUUGUCAGUGAGGUAGAACAAGCAGAGGUCCCUGUUGUGAAAUCCAUGCGAAAAAGGGGAGCUGCUGCAAAGGAAGUUGAAAUCGUGGCAGAGGUUCCUGUCAAAAGAGGUCGCCGUGCUGUUGUUGAUCCCACACCUCCUGUCGCUGUAUUGUCCGGUCGUGGCCGUAAAGCUGUUAAGAAGGUGGAACCAGAGGUUACAGAGGAAACCGCUUCAUCCGAAGAAGAAGUUAAGUCCAUUAAACAGACCAGAAGAACAGCAAAGGAAUCAACAAAAAAUGAAAAUCCAACACAGGCUAGUUCUGAAUGUGUUGCUGUUGAGAAUACUGCAGAGAAGGUAGGAAGAGGAAGUCGUGGCAAAAAAGAGAAGGGAUCAACUAAGGACACCCCUAAAAGCCUUACUAAUGAAUCUGCUGCAGCUGUGGAAGAUGGUGAAGUGAAACCCUCAAAAACUGUCAACUGGAGUCCAGAUUUGGCUGUCUCUAAAGACGUUGAAGAGUUUGAACCUUCUUCAGAUGUAAAAGAAGCACAGCUGAAGAAAUCCAAAACGUCGUCUGCCAAGAUCUCAACAGAAACCCAUCAAUCAGUCGAUCCGCCACCCAGAGGCCGCAGAGGUAGAGGAGCAAAAAAAGAAGAGGAACCCUCUGUUGAAGACUGUCCAGAAGAGGUUCAGAUAAAAGCCAAACCACUGAGGAGAGGGAAAGCAGUGGCUUCAACAGUACCUAAAUCAGAACCCAUUGGCAACAAAGCAUCAACUCCUCUUAAAAGGAAAAGGAAUGAGGUGUUGGAGGUAACUGAAGAACCAGCAGAUAAAGAACCUUUGCCAAAGAGAAGAGGUAGAAUAGCCAACACCACUGAAGUCUCCGGCAAAGAGAAAACCCCUGAAGCUGAACCCACGCCCAAGAAGACUAGUAAAACAACGGCAAGAGGACGGAGCAAGGCAGCUCAGGAACCUGAACCAGAACCUGCUCCAGAACCUGCUCAAGCUCCAGAGUCCAUUUCAGGGCCAAGCACUCGUAAAGGCAGAAGUGUAAAGAAAGCCGAAGUAGUGGACUCUACUGUGGCAGCUCCUGUCAGGCGCACCAGGAGGAAGUAAAGCACUGAUCUUACAGAGUGGUCUUAAUCUUCAAUCUUAGGAAGAAAAGUUUUAGUUUUAUAUUUUUUGACUUUGAUUAUGACUUUCUAUAUCUACAAGAUUAUUUUUUUUGUCUGUGUAAUUUUAGCUGAUUUUAUAUCGAGGAAAAAAUGAGUAAUGUUUAUGUACAUUUUAUCCAGUGUUUUAUAUACGUUUUUGUUACAUUCCUCUCUUUAAUCCUGAGGCAUUAAAGCAUACUGGAAAAUUAGAUUUUUCAGCGUCAUGCAUGAACAAAAAUGUUUUAAGACUUUCUACUUGUGUACUGUUAACUUUUUCUCUAAAGAAUUGUUCAUCCAUUCCCUUGUUCUUUGUUUUUAAAGAUAUUAAAAAAAAUUGAAAAUAUGACGUGAAAACAUUGAGCUGCUGGCAAUCUUUGGCACUGACUGGGCAUCAUAACGGUCCUGUACAUGGCGUGAAUGUUUUCAUUAAAAAUGUCAUUGUUCAUCUGAUGUUUUGUUUUUAUCUUGAGGUUUACAAAUUCAUAUUAAUCAUACACAUUUUAGCAAACUAGAUGAUGUAGCGAACCUGGCUGUCUAUAAAUUGUAAAGGGUAUUUUUCCUGCUGAAAGAAUAGUUGAUCAAGAGACUGUAUACCCAUCUAUUGUAUAACAUGCAAGAGUGCUUGUGUCAUCAAUUUCUACAGUAAACAUCCUUAUGUUGAGGUGUAUUGGAUGGGAUUAUCACUGUGAAAAGUACAAUUUGAGUGUAUAAAAUUUUAGAUUUUAACUUGCUUUGGAUACCACAUCAACUUUACACCUUAAAGAGGACAUUUUACAAGCCU